This is a messenger RNA of Suillus paluster, 774 nucleotides long. RefSeq lists its product as uncharacterized. The transcript is spliced from 4 exons. The record is from RefSeq and is a predicted model, not a curated record. Bases 1 to 774 code for a protein of 257 amino acids. NCBI's taxonomy places the organism in Eukaryota, Fungi, Basidiomycota, Agaricomycetes, Boletales, Suillaceae.
AUGGUCUUUGGUCUAUUCGCUCGCAAGCUCGAUCCUUCAUCCAAUACCCAACUACAUACACCCUCGACAUCUCCCUCAAUUUCUCACACAAAACCCCCUUCUUCCUAUCCCCAGCCGAAUUCUCACUCCCCCGAACCCGAGCCCGAGUCUCAGCCUGAGGUAAUAGACCCAACAGCCCUCUAUGACCUCAUACGUUCCGUCCCUCCUCAAACAUUCCACCACCACCACCGCCCUCCCCACACACACUCACCAUCGUCUCCCGUUUCUCCUGCGACCAAUCCCCGUCACCCCAACUCCAUUGCGUGCGCUGCCACGUAUCCUUCGAUCUUUCAAACAUGGACACAUCUUGCCGCAUCGAUGGUGAGGGUGCACUUGUUGAUCACUUGGCGUAUCAGACGGUGUGGAGCUGCUGUGAGGGAAGUGUUGGGAUGGUGCUAUAAGGGGAGACAUACAACAUCUAACGUGGUACCACAGCCGGAAAUGCAAGCACAGCGUAUCCGUCUCCGCCAGUAUAAUCACAAGGAAGAAGGCAAAUGCGAAAGCAGUCAACAAUCCCUCGCCCAGACUUCCACAUCUUCACUUUCAGUGAUGCUCACCCAACCACGCAACAGACCCCAACCUAAAUCCAACCUCCACCAAUCUGACGUCGCUUCUCCCACCAUAGACGGCGGUUCCGAGAAGGAGAAGGAGAAAGGGACGAGGGAGAAGGAUGGGGAUGGGGAUGAGAGGGGGCGAGGAAGGGCGAGGAAGGCGAAAAAGAGUCGUGUGGGUUGA